AUGGCCGCUUCUCACCUCGCCGUGCUCUCCGUGCUCGCCCUCCUCGCCGUGGCCGCCACGGCGCAGGCGCCCAGCGGCGCUCCCGCCGCGGCACCCCAGGCGGCCCCGCCGACCCCGGCCACCCCGCCGCCGGCCCCCGCGCCCGUUGCCCCGCCCACGGCGACCCCGGCCCCGGCCCCCACGGUCGACGCGCCCACGCCGUCCGCGGCCGCGCCGGCGCCCGAGGCCCCCAUGUCCUCCCCUCCGGCGCCCAGCCCAGACGCUGCGUCCCCCUCGCCCUCCGCCGAGCCCAGCACCCCCGCCGGCGGCGCCGCCGCUAGGCAGUUUCAGAACAACAAGAGAGGCUAG
Molecule: messenger RNA, 348 nt
Organism: Panicum hallii
Lineage: Eukaryota; Viridiplantae; Streptophyta; Magnoliopsida; Poales; Poaceae
Product: arabinogalactan protein 1-like
Exons: 2
Coding region: 1-348 (115 amino acids)
Source: RefSeq, a predicted model, not a curated record